ACCCGGAACAGCAGAUUUCAUAAGCCAUGAAGCACCCGUCUUCCACAACACUGUCACUUUAUAUGGGGAAUUCAGCAUUAUAAAACAAUCAGUCAACUCCCUGUGGGUCAUUAACAACUCAGCAAGCAGCUGCACAAUGGAGACCUUUUAAAGGCUGUUUGUUUUUGAUCCAAACACUUUCUAAUAAGACAUGGGGAAUGUACUGAGACCAGCAACACCUGAGACUGAGAAAGCAUGCCUAGAGUCAACAAUGAAAGAAGCAGACAACACCACUCUGGUUGUGCUACAUGAUUACCCGCCUCCUGAUGUCAGCGAGCCUAUAUAUAGGGUUGGAGAGAAGCUGCGAGUGCUUUCUGAAGAAGGGAGUUGGUGGAAAGUUAUUUCAGUCAUUACAGGAAAUGAAAAUUACAUUCCGAGUAACCACGUGGCAAAGGUCUACCAUAGCUGGCUGUUUGAGGGAAUAGUAAGACUCAAAGCUGAGGAAUUGCUGCAACUUCCCAACAACAGAAUCGGAUCUUUCAUGAUCAGAAACAGCCAGACUGACAGUGGUCAGUACUCCCUGUCAGUCAAGCACAGAGCAGUGAAGCACUAUCGAAUCAGCCGCUUGCCCAACAACUGGUACUACAUCUCUCCUCGUCUCACUUUCCAGUGCUUGGAAGACCUAGUCAGUCACUAUUCGGAAACUGCUGAUGGCCUCUGCUGUGUCCUCACAAGCCCCUGCCUCACCCACAACAGCAUCCGCAACCUGAACCUGACCAAUCAGCCUCCACCUGUGGUGAUGCGUCGGAACCGAUUCACUUGGGACAGUGUGGAAAGGUCAGAGCUGAUGAAGGACGGCACAGUAGGUAACUGGGAGAACGACGAUUCUCUCCUAAGCUUUGGCUUACGGAACAGCAUUGCAUCCUAUUUGUCCCUGUCAGGAGAUCAGGAAGAUAACUCAAACAAAAGCAGCCGCAAGAAAAAGAGCAAAUCCAUGUAUGGGGUCCCGAGGAGUGCGGAAAACAACAUGAUUCUUACUGAAGAGGGUUUCUCUGAAGAGCAAGCUGAACAAGCAUGAAGGCCUCCGAGAACGGACACACACGUUCUAUUGACUCAGUGACUCCUCAAACGAAGGACUUCACAUUUACAGCACAUCUUCUGCACACAUUAGUGUUAUUCUGAUUUUUGGAAAACUGCUGUGUAUGGCAAACUGUUUUAUGGUUUCUACUUCUUUACGGGAGAUUAAGAGACUUUGUUAAAAAGAGAAAGAAGAAACGUCUUGCUGAACUGCCCCAUCCAAGCGCAUUGUGAUUUCUUUAUAUCUUUUAUUGCUCACAUGAUGGUCAAUUAAUCAUGUGCACCAGCAUGGAAUGCACAUAUAUGUUUUCCUGUGUGUACGGAUGUUUGUUUGUUUGUUUCUAUGAAAGUUUUGUGACCCUUAUAACUCGCGAGCGACCUGUUAUAACGAAACAUGCAGAGACUUUGGAUUGUCAAAACCUGUUGCUGUAAAUCAUUAGUACCGAACAUUUAAUUUUACUAGGGGCUUGUACAGUACAUAGUUCACAGUGUUCUCUUAUCAGUUUUCAAAUUAUAAUAGCUGUUUUUUGUCCUGUCGGAAAAAAAAUACUAAAAUGAUUGAGCAAUACUGAUUGAGUGACUUUCACCCCUAUUUUUUUUUUAAUCAAAGUCUAAGACAAAUGCCAAGCAGAAGGCUGUGUGGUCCAGUGGUUAAAGAAAAGGGCUUGUAACCAGGAGGUCCCUGGUUCAAAUCCCACCUCAGCCACUGACUCAUUGUGUGACCCUGAGCAAGUCACUUAACCUCCUUGUGCUCCGACUUUCGGGUGAGAUGUAAUUGUAAGUGACUCUGCAGCUGAUGCAUAGUUCACACACCCUACUCUCUGUAAGUUGCCUUGGAUAAAGGUGUCUGCUAAAUAAACAAAUAAUAAAGUAUAUGGGGAGAUGUGGCAACAUUUCACAAAUACUUUAAAUAGAUUAAUUCCAGUCUGAGGUAGUACUUAACUAAGAUAUACCUGUUCUAAAGUAUCAUUUCAAUGCCCUUCCAAAUUAUAUAUUAUUAUAUACACACAGCACAAGAAAAAAAGGCAAAUUAGCAUUAAAUAAUAUCCAGCCUUUUAGAUUUUCUGCAAAUUGAAAAUCUUUAAACUGCAUACGUUGCUGUACUCGUGUUAGAAUGUAUAUUCGCCUACAUGCAUACCUUAAACAAUAAAGAUCCAAGUCCAAAAUAUCUUGUUGCAGUAAAAAAAGGUACAAUUUUAUUAUUUAAUUUCUUACUUCAAUAUUUUAUAACGAAUAUCCACAACAAAAGAAACAAAACAAGCCACGGAUGUAUAUUUAAAAACUUGAUUUAUUUCACUUUUUUUUUUAUUUAUUUGUUUUUAUUUCUCACUCGAUAUAUUUAACUUUUGUGAAUUUCUUGAAAAAACAGCCACGGUAGGAUGUACCCGAAAAGAGAUUAAACAAAAACUGCCAGCUGUAGCUUGAUGAAAGUUUUCGAUCAAAUUUCUGUUUUUUAAACGUUUUCCUCACGUGCAGAGUGCAUGUUUUUUUCAACUUUUUUUUUUUUUUUUUUUUUUACGGUAAGGAAGUCUAUGUUUACAGUUCUAAUUAAGUCUUUGUACACAAGACGUCAACUCUUACCCAGUUUAUAAAUGCAGCUGCUACAGAUACGAUCCAAUGGGGACAUGUCCCAUAAUAUAAAUAACUCCUCAAUUCAAACCGUAAAGCUGAAGUAAAGAUGAAUACGAUUUAUUUUUUCUUUCGUGUCUUUAGCAUUCCAUCGUAGAGUUAGCUUUCUGUUCAUAUGAACAAUGAACACGGUGUGUGUGUGUUCAUCCAUCAUGUAAAUCAAUAGCAUCUGCUGGCGAUGUUUAUUCCUUUCUAUUUCAAAGGUUUCCUGUUUUUAUAAAGCACAUCCUUUUAAAUGUGCAUAUAUAUAUAUAUACCAUUUCAAAUGUACCGCCUACGUAUAGAAUACAAUGUAUUGUGUUUGUUCUCAAGUUGUUGAGGUAAAUAAACAUGGAUCAAGUCUAAUAAUACUGUAUUACAGGCAGUAAUGGUAAAUAUUACAAUGUACAUACAGUAUAUAAUGUAUUGAUGACCACAUGAAUGUUCUUAAUAUUGU
This is a messenger RNA of Acipenser ruthenus (sterlet), 3121 nucleotides long. RefSeq names its product src-like-adapter. The coding region runs from base 191 to 1057 and encodes 288 amino acids. NCBI's taxonomy places the organism in Eukaryota, Metazoa, Chordata, Actinopteri, Acipenseriformes, Acipenseridae. Gene Ontology annotation, molecular function: protein binding. The record is from RefSeq and is a predicted model, not a curated record. The transcript has 8 exons.